Molecule: messenger RNA, 1299 nt
Organism: Rotaria socialis
Lineage: Eukaryota; Metazoa; Rotifera; Eurotatoria; Philodinida; Philodinidae
Source: the annotation of a GenBank genome assembly
AUGGCAUCAAAUACAACUGAUCAUACUCAAUCAAUUAUGGAAGCUGAGUCUUCAUCUGACUCUGAUUCAGAUUUUUUCUUGGACCCGGAUUACGUUGCAGCUUCCACUGCAAACGGUUACAAUACAUCAAAUGAUACUAGUUAUAGUAGCAGUGUUACUACCACUACUAUUACUAGUGAAAUCAGCACGCCUAGUCGACCAUAUCCGCCAACUGAACGCCAUGGCCUUGUGGAUGAACACGAUAAACCAUUUCUUGAAUUUGGUGAAUUAGGUGCAAAGGCUAUUGCCUCACUUAAAGAAUUUCGUUUGCCUGCGGAGUACAUUCCAUUUUGCGAAUCUGAUCCAACUAUUCGCGUAUCUCGAAAGAACAAUCGAUUAGGAAGAAACUUACAAGCACGUACUUCAGCAUCUCGAGGUGAAGAAAAUACCUGUCCGCUACGAUUCAGUUGUAUUGAACAUGGACUUUACAAGGGAUCCGAUAAAAAGGGCUUCAAGUUGUGGCCAAAUUCACCAACAACAAAAAAAGGCGCCUGUCUUACGGAUGAUAUUGCGGCAGAAGCUUUCAAAUUAAGCAAGAAAAGCGUUCCUGUUGCAUUAAAAAUGCUCGUUGAGAAAGUACCGCGUGAAAGUUUAACUCGUUUAAGAGGAAAGCCACCUCACCGACCUCAAUGUCUUAUUUUAAUAGGCAAAACAGGUACAAGAAAAACAAGCUUUGCACUUAGUUUACCUGGCAUCCCCAACUAUUAUCGUGGUGUAUGGUCAAUCUUUUACUGGGAUAAUGAUGCAUCAUGUAUGAUUUUUGAUGACAUACCAUGGCGUUCAUUUGACAAAAAAGGGUAUCCAUCGAAAAAGGAUCUAUUAACAGGUCAAUUAGAAGUCAGUGAUAAAUACUGCAAGAAUAGGAAAAUUGUAGUGAAUAAGCCUGCUAUAGUUUUUCUUAAUCACGCCGACGCUCAACCAUUACUCAAUCCGCGUACAAAGGGAGAAAGAGAUGAUUUUGAGUUUUGGCAAGAACGUGCUAUUAUAUGCGUAUUAGUAUACCAUUUAGAACCAAGCGAGCACUUUUACAACCCAAAACCCAAAACUCCUUCACCAGAAAAUAAAAUCCACACUGUGGACGGUAUACCAUUAUUCGAUGAAUUCAGACGUGUGUGGCGUGAGAGACAACAACAACAAACCGUACCGCCCGCACCCGCACCACCACCACCACCACCAACAUCCAUCAUCGUGCAACCACAACCUGAGAACCAGCUUCGCAGACAAAGUGUUUCAUCUGAAGAAUAUCCAUACGAACUUUGA